This is a messenger RNA of Phyllostomus discolor (pale spear-nosed bat), 2598 nucleotides long. RefSeq names its product MOS proto-oncogene, serine/threonine kinase (gene MOS). NCBI's taxonomy places the organism in Eukaryota, Metazoa, Chordata, Mammalia, Chiroptera, Phyllostomidae. The record is from RefSeq and is a predicted model, not a curated record. The transcript has a single exon. Gene Ontology annotation, molecular function: protein kinase activity; ATP binding. Gene Ontology annotation, biological process: protein phosphorylation. The coding region runs from base 1034 to 2170 and encodes 378 amino acids.
UAUUAUUGGUCUUUUUUCCAAAGAUGUGGAAUGAAAAUUAAUUUUUAUUAUAAAAUUUAGAAAGGGAAAACCCAUGGUUGGACAGCAAGAUCCUGAAUUUAAUUUCAACAUCGGGUUUUCCACAUUAUAUACAGGCACUAGUGAUUCUGUAUCAAUUUUAUUUCUUCAGAUUUUUUCCUUUCAGAGGAUUCUCUCAUAUUUGUUAUCAUUUGAAGCCGUGAUUGUGGCUCUGAAUCAUUUUUGUUCUUCUUUCCUCCCCCAAAAGCUGUUUCAAAACUUCUGCAACUCAUUUGCAAUGGAGUUGGACUGUCUCUCGCAAGCGAGCAUACUGGGUGGGCUGAACUGCCGUGGAACGGAAGGAUUGUAAAGAAGUUGAUACGUUGCUAACAGGUCUUGCUAAUUUGCUCUGUAAGCUUGAGUGAAGUGUCGGAGAAUUUCCUUUCCCCUGAUGAACUUAGGAGGUGUAUGUUUUGACCUGUAUCAAUGAUUCUGUUUGGAUCGAUUACUUUAAGGAUACAUUUUUUUAUCCAUAUAUGAAGGUUGCACCUAAUUAUCCCUGUAAUCAGAUAAAAACAUCAGUUUUUCAUAUUUCAAGCCUUUAUGCCAAUAACUCCUGGAAGUGAUUUAUGCAGCUGGAGAAUAACAUGGACAGUCAUCAUAGCCUGCAAUGUGUGAAAUAAUUUCAUUGCACUGUUGUGGUCUUUUUAGUCUGAUAACUGAUAAUGUUCAGCAAAUGAUGCUUGGGGGAAAAAACUCUUUCUAAUAUAAUUAAGAAAUAGCUUAAAAGGGGUGUGUCCAGGGGCAGCUCAGUGCUGUUUAUCUGAGAGCUUGUUGUAAGAAUUCACUUCAAAUGUUGAAGGGAAAUGCUUUCAUCUGAAAGAUAUUGCUGUGCUCCCUUCAGAUUGUCUUCUCCCAUCUGAUAGAAACCCUUGCUGAGUAACAGCACAGAUGCGGCUCAUCUGGGGAAAAUGAAGGAAGAGAAAAACGGUGGGGUGGAGCAAAGGAGUAGGCAGGCAGUCAUGCUCCCAAACUCAUGGGGGUUUUUUUGUUUGUUUUGGGUUUUUUGUUUUUUCCUUUUCACUUACCUGAGCCACUCUGGAUCCACCUUGAAGAGGCCAUGCCCUCACCUCUCCCGAGGCGCAGUUACCUACCCAGUGAAUUUUCUCCCUCUGUGGACUCGAGGCCCUGCAGUAGCCCCUCAGUGCUCCCAGGUAGGUCAGGGAAGCUCUUUCCUGGGGCCACUCCUCCCAGGGCCCCACGACUGCCACCUCGGCUAGCCUGGUGCUCCAUUGACUGGGAACAGGUGUGCUUGCUACAGAGGUUGGGAGCUGGGGGCUUCGGCUCAGUGUACAAGGCAACUUACCAUGGUGUGCUGGUGGCCAUAAAGCAAGUGAACAGGUGCACCAAGAACCGACUGGCAUCCCAGCGCAGUUUCUGGGCUGAGCUCAACAUAGCAAGGCUUCGCCAUGACAACAUCGUGGGAGUUGUGGCUGCCAGCACCCGCACACCUGUGAGCUUUAAUAGUUUAGGCACCAUAAUCAUGGAGUUUGGUGGCAACGUCACUUUACACCAAGUCAUAUAUGGUGCUACCAGCUGCCCUGAAGAGGAGGAGGAAGUGGAGCCUCACUGCUGUGCUGGACAGCAAUUAAAUUUGCCCAAGUGUCUGAAGUAUGCCCUGGAUGUUGUGAAUGGACUGAAUUUCCUUCACUCACAAAGCAUUGUGCACUUGGACCUGAAGCCAGCUAACAUUCUGAUCAGUGAACAGGAUGUCUGCAAAAUUGCUGACUUUGGUUGUUCUGAGAAGCUGGAAGAUCUCCUGUGCUUCCAGACUCCUUCUUACCACCUAGGCGGCACAUACACCCACCAAGCCCCAGAGCUCCUGAAAGGAGAGAACAUAACGCCCAAAGCUGAUAUAUAUUCUUUUGCAAUCACUCUCUGGCAAAUGGUUACCAAGGAACUGCCUUACUUGGGGGAGCAUCACUAUGUGCUCUACGCUGUAGUGGCCUAUAAUCUUCGACCAUCUCUGUCAGCUGCUGUCUUCACUGACUCCAUCCUUGGGAAAAGACUUGAGAAGAUUAUCCAGUGCUGCUGGAGGGCCAGUGCUUCACAGAGGCCAAGUGCAGAACUUCUUCUAGAUGAAAUUAACUCUUUGAAAACUGAAUUUGGCUGACUCUAAGCCUGUAUCAAGAUAAGCUUUUGUCUUUUAUUUCUAUUUAUUUUUAAAGAAGUGAAAACAUAAAAAAUUAUUUGUAGGACAUAUUUUUAGAAAAUAAAGUUACUAAAAACUUCUGUAGUCUCAAUGCUUUUUCUAAGAGCUACAAAUCUAAUAGUCAUCUUGGUGUUAGCAACUAAACUUAUUCCUUUAUAGAGUUAUAUGCUUUGCUUUCUCAGCUAGUGGACUGAUUUUAACACUUCCAUAGCAUUGUAUUUAUUCAAAUUUGUUAUUGAAAAAACCAAUUUGUCCAAAACAAAACUGAAUUGUAAAAUGCCAAAAUUUUCCAUAAAUUCUCCAUUACCACCACCUAAAUUUAAACUAUUAAUAGUUUGCUUCCUCCCAUACCAAAUACUAAGUAAAAACUGUUUUUGAAAAAGAUUAAA